Messenger RNA from Nomia melanderi (Alkali bee), 2052 nucleotides. Its product is annotated as triokinase/FMN cyclase. The record is from RefSeq and is a predicted model, not a curated record. Gene Ontology annotation, molecular function: glycerone kinase activity. Gene Ontology annotation, biological process: glycerol catabolic process. Gene Ontology annotation, cellular component: cytosol. NCBI's taxonomy places the organism in Eukaryota, Metazoa, Arthropoda, Insecta, Hymenoptera, Halictidae.
UUGAUUGUUAUUCUGUUGCGGUUAAACGAAUGCAUUAUACAAAGUCUUACAUAAGUGUGCGAUAACUUGUGACCUUCAAACAAAGAUUAGCAUUUCGAGGUCUCUUCUCAAUUGAAAUCUUCCCCGGUCGUAUUGCAUUACACUACGAUCCUGUGGACCAUCAUUUGACUGUACGUAUUGCAAACACACGCUUUAGUGCCAUGAAGAGUUUAGUUAAUUCGUUCAAUGAUGCCGUUACGGAGACUCUUUCUGGAUUAUCGUAUACAUAUCCUCAACUUGAGUAUCAAAAGUCGCAUCAGGUCUUCCUAAUGCCGAAUCUCGAAGAUCGAGGGAAUAAAGUGUCUCUUAUAUGCGGUGGUGGAAGUGGACACGAACCGUUCGCAGCGGGUUUCGUUGGUAUUGGAAUGCUGACUGCAUCGGUAGCAGGUUCCAUAUUCGCUGCACCUCCCUCGCAACACAUUUCCUAUUGCAUCGAACGUCUUUCCCGACAUAGUCAAGCUGGCAUAUUAGUAAUCAUUCCAAAUUACACUGGCGAUUGCCUUAAUUUUGGCAUAGCUGUUGAAAAGGCAAAGCAAAAUGGUUUGAAGGUGUCAGAGAUAAUUGUAAAUGACGACUGUAGUAUACCGAUCAAGGAACAAGGAGUCGCCGGUAAACGUGGAUUAACUGGAUUAUUAUUUGUCAUAAAAAUAGCUGGAGCACUGGUUGAAAGAGGAUUACCUCUUGAAGAAAUACAUGACGUUGCCCAAAAUGUUUUGAAAAAUAUGGCUACGUAUGCGGUAGGAUUGACCGCGUGUGCUAUACCUGGUCAACCUCCAAUGUUUGAGAUUGCUGAAGAUGAAAUAGAGUGUGGAAUGGGGGUACACGGGGAAGCUGGAUACGAAAAAGCAAAAUUAAGCACGUGCAGUGAAGUGAUUUCACUUAUGUUGAAACACCUAUGCAAUGCAUUAUCGUUAACUAGCGGAGAUUCCGUUGCAGCGAUUAUUAACAAUUUUGGCGCGUUGAGUCAACUGGAACAAGGGAUUGUUGUUCAUGAUUUAAUAAACCAACUCGGGAAUAUGAACAUUCGAGUUGAACGUGUAUACUCGGGUGUUUUAAUGACCUCAUUAAACAGUGCUGGGAUUCAUAUCACCCUUCUUAAGUUGCCUGAAAACUAUAAAGACUUGUUCAUUGAGUGUCUGGAUAGUCCAACCAAUGCACCAAAAUGGCCAGGUUGUGCUUAUAGCAUCCCAUCGAAAACUAAACGAACAACUACACAGAGCACAAUAACACGAUGUGUAAAACAAGUGGGCAUAAAAAUUGAAAAAGAUUUGCAAGAGUUAUUAAAGGAGUGUUUAAAAAGUGCUUGUGAAAAUAUAAUAGAAAAGGAAACUUUUAUCAAUAAUUUGGAUAGAGGAUGCGGUGAUGGUGACUGUGGUUCAACGCUUAAAAGACUUGCUAAUGAUAUUUUACAAAAGUUAGAGAGUUUUUCUUUUUCACAUCCUUCAUCAGUUUUCUCUGAGUUGGCAUACAUAGCUGAAGAACAAAUGGGUGGAACAUCUGGAGCACUCUACUGUUUAUUGUUUACCAGUCUUGCAGCAGAAUUAGUAUUGGCUCAAGAAGGAGAAGAGUGGUCCUUUAUAUUGGCUAAAGCACUUCGCAGUGGCUUAAAUUGUUUAAUAAAAUAUGGAAAAGCCAAACCAGGAGAUAGAUCUAUGAUUGAUGUAAUCAGUACAGUAUGUGAAACUUAUGAAAAUAAAUUAAAUAAUAAAAUAGAUAAUAUUUGCGGUGCAUUAAAAGCUGCUGCUUGGAAAGCAUGUGAGGCAACAAAAAAUAUGACACCGAGAGUAGGACGAGCUAGUUAUGUAAAGCAAACCCAGUAUUUGCAAAAUGUAGAUGCUGGUGCAUACGGAGUUGCCACAUGGAUUAGUGCAAUUACAGAUGCAAUUAAGAAAAUCUAAACUUAAAGUUAUGUAAAGAAUUAAUGACAAUAUAAUUUGUACUCAAUUAGCAGAAGCUAUGUAAUAUAUUUUGUAAUAGUUUGAAAAGUUGUUAUAUAAAUAAAAUUAUUGAUAA